AUGGCAGCUUCAGUGACCAGGGAUGUGGAAGCUUUGAUAGAUCUGUUUAUGUCACCCACAUUUGACCCGUUUGAAUCUGAAAGCCCUGCAGUAUCUACAGAUGAUGAAGAUGAUGGAGGGGGUUAUGAGGCUGCAGCUGACAGUGAUUCAGACGAUGAUAUAAAGGAAGAGGAGUACAGACUUCCACAACCAGCGAUUCAUUAUGGGCAUUCAACAGUACGUUUCGGCCAAAUUCUUGCCAAGAUGGGAGAUGAGUUUUUUCAUUCAUACACACCAAGCAGAACAUCAAGCAAGACAGUAUACGGACUUUGCACUAUAAUCUUUUCUCAGGACACAGAUCCCGAUGCUGAGCGGAAAAAACAAGAAGCCUGGGAGGAUUUUAAGGGCAUCUUGAACAACGCAGUGUCUGACAAUGUCACGGGUGAUGCUUUCAAAUUACUAGGAGCUCUUCUUCUUUCACUUCGUGGUUUGUCUGAUAUGGCUUCAGGAAUCAAGGGUUUGGCACACUCCUUUUUUAUACGAUACAUCCGAGAGAAGGAGUUGGAUGUUGAAAUGCAGCGAUUGGGUGGUUUG
Molecule: messenger RNA, 573 nt
Organism: Candidula unifasciata
Lineage: Eukaryota; Metazoa; Mollusca; Gastropoda; Stylommatophora; Geomitridae
Source: the annotation of a GenBank genome assembly